CUUUUCCCCCACCUUUUUUCCUGUCGUAACUCGAAGCUCUGGUGACAAGUCGAAGCAAAAUUUUGCUGCCAGAACUGGUUGUAACUGAAAUACUGUAGGUUGUAAGUUGGGACGGUCGCAAGUCGAGGCACCACUGUAUAGGCAGAAUCAGGACGGUAUAAGUCACCUCACAAACCUUAUAAGAUGAUGUGUGAAGACUUGUUUCCAGUCUGUGGCCCCCUUCAAAUGUGCCAUGGACCCCACCUCCCCGGGGCCCCAUAGCUGCUGUUGAGAAUGGGUGCUUUCAAGGAUUUACAAUGCUCUCUGGGGGAUUCCCUGCUCACCAGUGCUUGCCACCCAUCGGGCAUGUCACCAUUUCUUCUUUAUCUGUUUUUGUAGAGAUCCCAUCAAACUGGAGGAAAGCUGUGAGACACCUAGCAAUUGGUGUGGUGUGGCCUCUUUUGGAGCCCUGGAAUAGAGGCCUUUUCCUGCAGAAAGGGACAAGGUCAAGAGGAGGGUUUGGGGAGGUGGACUUUGACUGAAGACAAAAUGGCGGCUGAAGAAGGGAUGCAGCCCCUUGUGGGUUUCCAGUUCCAGGCUGCAACUGAACAAAACGUGAAGCAUGAGGUCAAAAUGGAGGAGGAACAGCAGUUUGGUGCUGUGGCUGCCGAGAGCCCUGAAGACGAAGGAAAUAUCAGGGAAUGCCUCUCCAGAUGGCCGGAGCAGCAGGUCAAGUCAGAGCCGGGGGAGAGGCUGCUCCGGCAGUGGGAAGACCAGUGGCAGGGCUUCCUGAAGACCGUGGAGUCUCCCUCUUCGUCCGAGUGGGAGAGGCCAGGGCUGCCGGACGCGUCGGCCCCGUGGGGCGAUGCCCAGGCCUUCCUGGCCUCCUUCGAGCAAGUGGCCGAGGCCUGCUUGUGGCCCAAGGAGGAGUGGGCGGCCCGACUCCGGCCAGCCCUCCGAGGAGAAGCGGGCCAGGCCUUCGUCCGGCUGGAGGCCAGGGACCGAGAGGACUACGGCAAGGUGAAGGCGGCCCUCCUGCGCAGAGAGGCUCUGCGGAGAGAGAAGACCCGGCAGCACUUCCGGAGCUUCGGCUACCGGGAGGCCGAAGGGCCGCGAGCGGUUCACGGCCGGCUGCGGGAGCUUUGCCGCGGGUGGUUGAAGGUGGAGAAGCACACGAAGGAGCAGAUCCUGGAAGAGCUGGUCCUGGAGCAGUUCCUGGCCGUCCUUCCGCCGGAGGUCCAGACCUGGGUCAGGGGACACGGGCCCGAGACCGGCGCCCAGGCGGUGGCCCUGGCCGAGGACUUCCUGGGGAGGCCUUGCAAGUCGGAGAGGCUGGAGCAGCACGCACCUGCGAAAGAAGGACCUUUGGAUUUCUCUGUGUCAGAGGAGCUGCCAUCAGACCGUAAAUCUAACCAGGUCUUCCAGGAAGCAGGUGCUGACGUAGGAAACUCUCUGGGUGAAGACCUGUGGAGUGCGACUGAGAGAAAUCACCAAGUAGCUGGUGAAGAAGCUGCAAAUUUGGAGGAAAUGGGAAGUCCAGAAGGGGAGGGUUUGCAAAGGGGUGGCCCGGAAGAAGCAUCUAGAGCUCGGAAAGGCUCUAAGGAAUCUCAGAGACAUUCUCCAGGGGAAAAGGUAGAAAAAAUUGUUUCUUGUAAAGGCAAGGAGCCGCUUGAUGAAACCAGUAACCCACAGAGAAUGCCAGUGGUGAAGAGUGAGAUGAAUACAGCGGAUGAAAGCAGCUUUCCAGAUGACUCAGAGAUCGCUGAAUUUCCAGUGGCCCACACUGCCGACUUGCCCUAUAAAUGCUUGGAUUGCGGGAAGAGCUUUAAUUACAACACCAGCCUCGUCCGGCAUCAGAGAAGCCACACGGGAGAGAAACCGUACAAAUGCUCGGACUGCGGGAAAAGUUUCUGCCAGAGUUCAGGCCUCACCGUUCAUCAGAAAAUCCACACCGGGGAGAAAGCCUAUCAGUGCCUGGACUGUGGGAAAAGCUUCCGGGUAAAAGGCCACCUCAUCCGGCACUCCAUCAUCCACAAAGGGGAGAAACCUUACAAAUGCGCUGAAUGUGGAGUCUGUUUCUGUGAAAGGUCAGACCUCACGAUCCAUCAGAGAACGCACACGGGAGAGAAACCGUACAACUGCACUGACUGUGGGAAAAGCUUUCGCCGGAAGGCAGAGCUGACUCUCCAUCAGAGGAUCCACACCGGGGAGAUGCCCUACACGUGCGUGGAGUGCGGGAAAGGCUUCCGCUGGAUUCAGAACGUCAUUGCCCAUCAGAAAACCCACGCCCGCGUGAAACCUUUCGAGUGUCCUGAAUGUGGGAGGAGAUACUCUUCCAAUGUGGGCCUUGCAAGGCAUCAGAAAGUCCACGCAGCAGGUACCCCAUGAAUAUAUAUUCGUACUGCAGGAAAAGUUUCCGCAAUGGCACCAGGCUUAUCGGGCAGGGGAAGAUCCACACAGGAGAAAACUUGUUGAAAACUUGUAAACUAUGGAUUUUGGGAGAAGUUUCAACUAGAAUUUGGACCUUUAAUUCACGUCAGAAAAAUCCAUACAGGAGUGAAGCCAUUCCUGUGUUUUGACUGUGGGUAAAAUGUCAGAUCUAAAUCAGAACUUCACAAGCAUUACAUAAUCUAUGUAGGAGAGAAAAGUGAUAAAAACCAAGCGUCGGUGAUCCAGAGGUUUCUGCCCACGAGAAAGUUGUCAGCGACUGGCCCAUAGGGAAAAAGGAAAGAGAGAAGGGAAAAGCUGGAUCAGCUCAUGGAAUACGGAGAUGUUGUACAGUGGUGUCUCGUAUAACGACGUUA
Pogona vitticeps (central bearded dragon) is the source of this 2783-nucleotide messenger RNA. NCBI's taxonomy places the organism in Eukaryota, Metazoa, Chordata, Lepidosauria, Squamata, Agamidae. The record is from RefSeq and is a predicted model, not a curated record.